AUGAUCACUUCCGGACUCAUAUUCUUUAUCAUUCCAACGAUCGUACAAUGCGUUAACGUCGAAAACGCGACAUGCCAAUCGUCUGGUACUGUUUUGAAAGAUGCCGAUGAUUUCGAACAGCGUGCGGUGCAAGUGAAGUUAAAGUCGUCCAGUUGCCAGUUCUUCCCGCGUCUCUUGGACAGUUUGAAACAAUGGAAGAAGCGAAGAAAAUGUUGUGGUUUUGUGAAUGCUCUACGAAAGACUGAUAAGUUGAUACUGAAAAGAAGCGCAAGUGGAACGGUAGAGAUUGAAAUUAGUGAGCUAAGUGAGAAUAGUUCUUUAGUGAAAAGUUUCAAGCAGCGGUGGCCCGUUGGGAAUUGGCGGAAGUGGUUGUUCACUGAUGAUUACCUGCUUCUGAUCAACCGACACUGGCUUCAGUUUUCCCCGCCAGACCCCCUGAGCCAGUACGCGCUUGGAGCACUGUACGUGGUUAUGGUGAUUGUGGGGUGCACAGGAAAUGCCAUUGUUCUUCUUAUGUAUUUUAAAUGUCGAUCGCUGCGGACCCCGGGGAAUAUCCUGGUAGCGAAUUUAGCGCUCAGCGAUUUCCUCAUGCUGGCCAAAGCUCCUGUCUUCAUCUUCAACUCUUUCAAUCUCGGGCCUGCCUUGGGAAAAACGGGUUGCUUAAUUUAUGGUUUCGUCGGUGGACUGACUGGCACUACGUCGAUUGCCACGCUGUCCGCCAUCGCUAUGGACCGUUACUGGGCAGUGGUGCGGCCGCUGGAAGCAGUGCGGGCGCUGACCGCCAUUCGAGCGCGGUUGCUGGCUGUCGGCGCCUGGAUCUACGCAUGUAUCUUCUCCAUCAUACCAGCACUUGACAUCGGUUACGGUCGCUACGUCCCCGAGGGAUACCUUACCAGCUGCAGUUUCGAUUAUCUGACAGAAGAUGCACCACCCAAAUAUUUCAUUUUCGUGUUUUUUUGUGCAGCCUGGCUGGCGCCCUUCUGCACUAUAUCAUUUUGUUACUUAAGUAUAUUUCGUGUAGUAGCUUUCGACAGAAAUAUUGCCACCAAAAAUCAGGAGCACCGACUCUCUUCACGUCAUGUUAAAGAACAGGCCAAGCGAAAGGCUGAAAUAAAACUAGCAGUUCUUGUUAUAGCUGUUAUAGCUAUGUUCUUUAUAUCAUGGACACCGUACGCCGUGGUCGCUCUGUUGGGUAUAUUUGGCAGGAAGGAUCUGAUUACGCCCUUAUCUUCCAUGAUACCCGCAUUGUUCUGCAAAACGACCGCAUGCAUAAACCCAUUCAUUUACAUAAUUACUCAUCCAAAAUUUCGAAAGGAAUUUAAAAAAAUGCUAUACAUGGACAAGUCCAAACGUAUGAAUACUAUGAAGACGCUUGGCUAUGUAACGGAGGCUACGACUAAGGGGCACAGGCCUAGCAAAGACUUGAGCGAUACAGACGUAGAGGUGGUCGAGAUGAAAGAUAUACCAUACCAACACGGAGACACAAAUGACAAAAGCGCAGCACUUAAAACUGUGUCGUCGCGGGUGCUGGAGCGCGAGAGCUCGCAGAGCAUGAAGAGCUUCGAAGAGAAUGUUGUCAGCCCGCCAUCGUGGUACGCGAAACCGCAGUUCGCUAAAAAGAAAAGCUUCCAUAGAAGCUCGUCCAGAAGUGUCGCAUCGCACAUUGAAAUAAUUUAGUUUAGUAAGCAAUAAUUAAAUACCUAGUAUAAUAAUUAUUAAUUCAAUAAGAGUGAUAAUUGUUUAAAACACAUGAAUCUAGUCAAUAAGGUUUCAUGUUAAGCGCAACUGCACUGCAAAAAUUAUAUCAAUAUGAUAUAAUUUUUAUGUAGGCAUCACUUUUAGGAAUUCACUAGUGAUUUCAUUGUUAUUUAAUGCUCGAUUAUUAUUAC
Molecule: messenger RNA, 1889 nt
Organism: Hyposmocoma kahamanoa
Lineage: Eukaryota; Metazoa; Arthropoda; Insecta; Lepidoptera; Cosmopterigidae
Product: opsin, ultraviolet-sensitive-like
Exons: 3
Coding region: 1-1677 (558 amino acids)
Biological process (GO): visual perception; G protein-coupled receptor signaling pathway
Cellular component (GO): membrane
Molecular function (GO): G protein-coupled receptor activity
Source: RefSeq, a predicted model, not a curated record